UUGAGAGAUGGAUAAGCCUGGCUGCACAACUGAGGACUAGUUAUGCAGUUGUGACUUAUAUCCCUUCCAAAUUCUGGUCUUGUUUUUCUUGCAAAUUUCUAGUCGUAUUAUGGAUAUCUCAGCCAGUGAAGGCCGAAAAUAUAUGUAAAGCUUUAAUAUAUUUUGGCUAAUGUUUUGAUUUCUCUAGUUCUCACAUAGUGCUGCGUAUCGGAAACGAUGUGUUUACUGAUACAAUAAACUAUAGGUUUUUGACCAGUCAGAGCUCGCGUAGUCUGUCAGUUUCUUUCUAAAAGGGAAUACACAGGAUACAAGGGAACUAAAAAUACAGGAGAAUACAGGGGAAUAGUACAGAAUACAAGGGAAUACAGGGGAAUUCAGGGGAAUUCAGGGGAAUACAGGGGAAUGCAGUGGUAUAGUAGAGAAUAUUUAAAUACACUACAAUAAGGGAUACAUGAAGUACUUAGGUAAAAUCCGAGAGGCAAUCCGCUGAUCAGGGUUUUAGUUAUGCAGCAGGCUUGAACUCUUUCAACUGCAUGCUGGGAUGUUUUCAUGUCUAACAUGGCGACUGUAGUCAGCUUGAACUGGAAAAGUUUUUUUCGGAAUAGUCCCUCGACCAUUGUGUUAACCAGCGAAAACGGUCUGAUAAUUUGAAUUACCCAGAGGAAAUAUGCAAAAGGAGAGCUCUAGUAAGAAGGAAUCUGUGCUGUCAUUAUACACUGAUGAAGAAAUUGAAGGUGUCAGCACCACUAGUUCUGUUACAAAGAACGAAAGCACACUGAAAGGUGAAGUGAAUUUUUCUGAGGUCAGUUCAACAUCUGAAGACACCAACCAGCUCCCUAGCAGCUCAAGUAAAAGCAUAUUUAUGGACUUGUACGAAGAAAAUAUUGUGGAUUCUGGAUCUGACAAUGUUACUGGUGUAAAAGGUAAUGGUGCUUUUGCAGACAAAACCAAACCUAAGCCUGGAUUGUCACUCCUUGGGGAAUAUGCCGACAGUGGAAAUGACACUGAGGAAGAGAUACGGAACUCACUCAUAGCCAAAGUGAAAAAGCCUGUUAAAAAAACUAAGAAAGCAGUAGACAUCUCAGCUGUUAAAAAUUCUAGUACUGAACAUGCCAUAAGAAAAGAAGUGAAUGCGUCUAAUGAAAAUUCCAACAAGCUUGAAACUAGUGGUGGCGAGGUUUCCAGGGAGACGUGUCUCUCUGAUGACAAAAUUUCUCUUACUGAAGAGAAAGAAGACGAUUUCAAUGACUUUGAUAUUCAUGCAAUGCUAGAUGACAGUCUAGCCAAAGUGGAGAAAAUCAAGGAAGAGGGUCAACUUUCUGCAUCUGAUUCCAGUGAUAGUGACAGGUCAUCUGACGGCAAAAAAGACUCCAAGAAACGAAAAGAAGAUAGAAAGGACAAGAGCAAAAAGAAGGAUAGGAAGAAAAAGAAGAAGAAACGUAAAAAACAGAAACAAGUAGUUGAAAAGAAAGACCCAUCUGAAAGUAAAGUAGAUGACAAGGAAAAGAAAGAAAGAAAACAGAACAGAACUAAAAGCCGAAGUAGAAGUAGGAGUAGAAGCCAGGAAAGUUCAGUUAAAAUCAAUCUGAAAUCGGUUAAACACAAGUCUCAAAAGCGGUCUAAGAGUAAAAGCACAGACAGAGGUUCAGGGCAUCGCCGUCAUCGUAGUAGAAGUCGAUCACAAGAAAAAAGGAAAAAGUCAAAAUAUAACAGAGAGAAAUCAAGGAGGUCAAGAAGUCGUUCAUCUAGUAAGAAACGAUCAAGUUCAAAAAGAAAUAAACAUUCAAAAUCUUACCGAUCCAGGAGUAGGUCUCGGAACAGAAGCAUCUCCCCAUCAAAUAAGAGGAAAGUAAGCCGCUCGUCCACCUCUAAAACCACCUCAUCUAGAAGAGAUUCAUCAUCAUCAAGAAAGAGGAAGUUUUCAAGAAGCAUAUCACCUCAUAAAGAAAGAGAUCCCUCUUCUGAACACAGAAGAGGUAGAUCACCAAAGAGACGUUCCCCUUCACCAGUAAUGAAAAGAAAAGUUCCUUCUGAGAAAAACAGGAGAUCGCCUAAUAAAAAGUCAUCAACCAAAAAGGUCAGAUCUCCAGACAAAAGGGAACACAAAGGCAGCCCCUCACCAACAAGAAAAUCAUCUCAUCGUACCUCGUCAGCUUCAGAUAGCUUGGACUCUGGACACUUCACAAACAUCCCUCUGUCUAAGACAAACAAACCAGAAGAUCUUUCAUUUGAAGACAAGGUUGCAGUGCAAACAUCACCAGUGAAGGAAACGAUGCCAGCAGUGGAAAAGUCGCCAGCAAUUGAAAAGUCACCAGCAAUGGAAAAGUCACCAGCAAUGGAAAAGUCGCCACAACACGUACCUGUAAUAGAAAAAUCACCAGCAAUGGAAAAACAGAAAGAAUCAUUAUACAGUGUGGCACCGAAGUUGGAAGAUUUGGAGAAACAACGUUCUCCUUCUUGCAGCCCAUUUAAAGCCUGGGAAGAUGAAUUUGAUUUUGUUUUCACUGAACGUUUGUCACCCAGAGAAGGAGCUGACAAGAGUGUAGAGGACGUUCUUUUUGGAAAAGAUCUGUCAGAUCCAAAGACUCCAGACUUUAAAAGAACAACUCAUGAAGAAAGCAUUAAAAAUAAGAGGAAGGAACCACUUAAAGGUGAAGAGAAGAAAGAAACUAAAGAAGAAACCCUGAAUGGGAACCAACAAGACAAAGUUUGUAAGGAAAAUGAUGUGCCACAAGAAAUGGAAACUCAGCAGUCUGGGUUCUCUGACGUGCAGUCCAAACCUGAGGAUUCUGUUGUGAAGGACAAACUGAAUAUAUCAAAACCUGCAGAUUCAAAAGAUAACAAUUCUGUGUUGGUACACAAUGUAGUAGAAAAAACUACGUCUGUUGAUACAAAUAAAACAAAUCAUGUCCAAAUGACAAAUGACAGUGCAGCCUCAGCUCAGACAUUGGAGGAAUCUGAUAAAUUGACAUUUUUGUCCUCUAAGCUUGAAACUAUUCCUUUCUUGGAUGAAGCCCCACCUGCCCCUCCCCCAGUAAGUGGAGAUCGGGAACAUCCUAACACCACAGCAACAUCUCAAUUGGGACUUUUAGGAUCCCCUCCAACCCAGAUGGGCCUCUUACCCACUCCUACUUUCGAUGGCCGGCCAUGGACAGGCUUUAGAAAUCUAGCUGCUGUUACGAGUGGUAACAUCCCUAAAGGUUCUCAGGGCCUUCUUCCAACACCUGGAACACUCCAAAAACUUUAUUCUGGUAAAAAAGACAUUGAGAAAGGUAAAUUCGAGCCAUUUGUAACAAGGAAAGAAGAAGGAAGAAACAACUUUAAUUUAGUUGUAAGUCCCAUGGACAUGGAAAUGUCAUCGCCAGAAGGGGACAUCAUUGACAGAUUGAAUGAAGAAUUCUGGAAACAGCAGCAGCAGAAUCAAAGCAGUGUCAAAAAAACCAAGCAAGAAAAGCCCAAAGAAAAGUUUGUGGAACCUGUGAUUAAUAAGCAGUCCUUGUUUGAGGAGCCUUAUGAACCUGAAUCUGGUUUAAUUAUUACUGAAGACUAUGACGAGGAUUUGAACAACAUAACUGAUCCUAAAGAAAGGAGAAGGAGACAAAAAGAACGACAAAGAGAGAAGACUAAAGUACAGGAACUUAUUGACAAGCUUCAUCGCCAAGCUCGAGUUGAAGAAGAAGUGAAACAUGUUCUAAAAGCAUACUACAAACACAGGGAUAUCGACAAAGAGGAAUACAAGAGUAUCCUCAGAAGGGCAGUUCCACAGGUGACCAACUCCAACAGUUCCAUUGACCCAGAGAGAAUCAGAUCCCUAGUGAAGAAGUAUGUGGCUAAAAUCAAGGGUGAACGAUCCCAUUCUUCCUGAUUAGUACACUGCCCUUACAGUCCAUUUUAUUGUCCAGUCGUUUUAAGGAAUUUAUCACAGGAAAGAUGAUUCUUUGGCAUUUACCAUUCAUACUGUAAUAUUCAUGAACCUACAUCUAGAGUUUCUGACUGCUACCUGCAAAAUCCUUGAGGUUUGGGAAAAAUGUAGAAAUGGAGAUAGUCAAGGGACACUGUAGCCUGCGAACAGGCUCCUGGUUAGGUUUUGUAUGAGCUAGCCAAGUGUGGUCUAGGGCAAGCGGGAUGAGCCGAGAGCGGUCUGCACUCCCAUUUGCUUCCCUCGUGGACUCCCACUCGCUUCGCUCACCGAAGGUUUUUUCCGUCCUUGCUGGGAACCUGUUUGCAGGCUUGGGACAGUGAAGGUGGUGAGGUAAACCAAAUUCAUGUUUGAAUGACAAGUUAUUAUGUUACAAAUGCUGCCCUCAAGAAUAUUUUAUUAGUUAUUUGCUUUUUGCUAGUGCUGAUGGAGACAGUGAGUCACAGUAAAAUAAUGUAUCCAGGAACAAUGAGGCAAAAAAGUCUGACUGGUGAUAUAGUUGCCUGUUGGCCAGUUUGCCACUUUAAUUGAGAAAAUCGAUACCACUAUGUUCAAAAUGAUGCUGACUUUAUUGCAACAAUCCCGUGCUGCUGUCUUUGUUUUUAGUUUGAAUUAAGUGAGAGGUCAUAAUAACUAAUAUUAUUACCUGGGUUGCUCAUUUAGUAAACUGUGUAACCUAAAGUACUCAUCAUAACAAAGAAGUGAAGCUGAGAAUUUAGGUUAUGGCAUGAAUUUUCAAUAAUUUUGUCCAUAUUGUUAUGGACAUAAACCACUUUCAACAUAGAGUUGUUAAUAAUGUUUCUUACAGUAUGUAAAAGAAGUUGUACAACUUGUAUAUAGGUAACUGACCUUGACGGUAUAUAUAGUCCUUAUGUGCUUCACUCUCCUUUUGUAAUCUGGGUAAAGUAGGAACUAUAGCCUAGCAGCAAGUGGUGUAAAACAAACAAAAAAUAGGUCUUGGAAAAGAAAGCGUUUUUCUUGAGAACUGUACUUGCGAUAAGCAGUUAUUUGAAAAAGAAAUACUAGUUUAUAGAUACCUACACUGUGCAUGUCCAGAAAAUAUCCAUACCUACACCAAUGGUGGUCAUGAGAAAUUCUGAGGGAGGAGGGGGGUGGGGUCUCAAUAGCCAGAUUUUUAAAGGGAAAGUGUAAAGGUAAAGUAAAAAUUCCACGGGGGAAGGGGAGGGUAUAAACCAAAUAACCAUCCUUGGUGGAGGUAUAGAUAUUCUCUGGAAGCACACAAUGCAAAACUGUGCAUUACAAUGUAUUUUGCAAGGGAUCUAGUGACUUGCUGGUCUACUGGAUAAUGUUUUCCACUGUAUUUCUUUUGUUUAAGAACACUAAUUUUAUCCUACAGUAGACUUGUUUUUUCUUCAAUUAAUCAGAUUUGUUUUCCACAAUGGUUUUAACAUAGGAGUCAUUCAAGUUUGUGGC
Messenger RNA from Orbicella faveolata, 5353 nucleotides. RefSeq lists its product as uncharacterized. The record is from RefSeq and is a predicted model, not a curated record. Lineage: Eukaryota; Metazoa; Cnidaria; Anthozoa; Scleractinia; Merulinidae.